Messenger RNA from Chenopodium quinoa (quinoa), 2807 nucleotides. Its product is annotated as probable serine incorporator. Lineage: Eukaryota; Viridiplantae; Streptophyta; Magnoliopsida; Caryophyllales; Amaranthaceae. Gene Ontology annotation, cellular component: membrane. Bases 626 to 1891 code for a protein of 421 amino acids. The transcript is spliced from 13 exons. The record is from RefSeq and is a predicted model, not a curated record.
GAAUCGAUCCCAGGAUUACCUGAAACCGAGAAGAGGGCUCUAACCACUUGAGGUAUCCCUCACUCUCAGGGUUACUCGGACAGUGUUAUAGCUUUAUAGGGGUUACUCGAUUAAUGUUAUAAGAAAACUUUGUUAUUUUACAAGUAGUCAUGGUAUGACCAGCCAUACACAAAACGUAUUGAUUAAAUUAUUUAAAAAAACAUAAACAUAAAAAUAAAGUUAAAAUAAAAGCUACUCAAUUUAUUAAAGCUAGCCUAUAUAUAAAAAGAAUUUGCAGAAACAAAAUCAUAGAAAAACAGAAACAGAGAAAACGUACUUAUUAUAACUUGAUCUUUCUCACUUUCUCUCUCCUCAUUUUAUUUUUUACCCCAGAUUACCAAAUUGUCUUAAUCGCCGAAAGUGAAAAAGAGAUAAAUAAAUUGGAAUGAGCUGAAAAAGGUUGAUUCUUGAAGAUACUUUUACAGAAUUACUGCAUAGAUCUCUGUUUUCUGUAUGGCUCAUUCUCUCUCCUCCCAUUGCAAUUCCUGAUUUCUGAUCAAGAGAAGGGGAGUUGUGGAGGAAUAUAUUCGAGUCUUAUUUCUUGCCUCGAUGAAAUAUCAAAUGUGAAGGAAUUGUUGCAAUUGCAAUGGAUAUGGAGAGCGGUAUGAGCACGAGCACUGCCACUGCCACCCCCACCCCCACCCCCACCCCCACCACCACCGCCAUCAUCACCGUGAAGGAAAAGUAUCCGGGAGUAAUCAAAGACGGGUCUUGGUUUGCCCAAUUUCGUUAUGGUUGUAAUCCAUGGAUGGCUAGAUAUGUAUAUGGAUUCAUUUUCCUCAUUACAAAUUUUCUAGCAUGGGCUAUUCGGGAUUAUGGCAAAGGUGCAAUGAAAGAGAUGGCAAGAUUGAGAGGAUGCAAAGCUGGUACAGACUGUUUGGGCACUGAAGGAGUACUGCGCAUAAGCAUGGGAUGUUUUUUAUUUUUCUUCGCGAUGUUCCUUUCCACUGUCGGUACCUCAAAAGUGCAUGAUCAAAGAGAUACUUGGCAUUCAGGCUGGUGGUCUGCAAAAUCUAGCAUGUUUUUUGUGCUUAUGAUUAUUCCAUUUCUCCUUCCAACCCCAAUCGUCGAGAUGUAUGGAGAGAUCGCUCACUUUGGUGCUGGGAUCUUUCUCUUAAUCCAGCUUGUAAGUGUGAUUAAUUUCAUUUUCUGGCUGAAUGAUUGUUGCCAGUCAGAGAAGUAUGCAGAUAGAUGCCGUGUCCAUAUGAUGUUUACUGCCACCACCGCGUAUGUUCUGAGCAUAGUUGGGAUAAUCUUGAUGUACAUCUGGUAUGCACCAGAAACAUCAUGUCUCCAGAACAUUUUUUUCAUCACUUGGACUCUCGUACUUCUGCAGUUGAUGACAAGCGUCUCCAUGCAACCUAGAAUCAGUGCUGGAUACCUGACUCCUGGGUUAAUGGGACUUUACAUUGUGUAUCUAUGCUGGGGUGCAAUCCGAAGUGAGCCUCCAGGAACGAAAUGCAACAAGAGGUCGGAAUCUUCAAAUCAAACCGACUGGCUUACUAUCAUUAGCUUUGUUGUUGCACUACUCACCAUAGUGAUCGCAACCUUUUCAACAGGCAUUGAUUCCCAAUGCUUUCAGUUCAAGAAAAAAGAGAAACAACCAGACGACGAUGGUAUUCCAUAUGGUUAUGGUUUCUUCCAUUUUGUUUUUGCAACUGGAGCCAUGUACUUUGCAAUGCUACUCAUCGGUUGGAAUACACAUCAUGCAAUGAAGAAGUGGACAAUUGAUGUAGGUUGGACAAGCACUUGGGUCAGAGUAGUGAAUGAAUGGAUAGCAGCUUGUGUAUACAUAUGGAUGCUUGUAGCACCAGUAAUACUAAAGAGCAGACAAGCAGAUGAAUUCCCCUGAAAAAAAUAACAGCCUUAUUUAUUCUUUAUCAAAAUUUGCCCAUCUAAAGCUGUCUUCAUUGACAUUGACAAGAGAAGAAAAGACAAAUAUCAGAAUUCUGGAGAAAUUUGGCUUUUUGUGUUGGCAAUUGGUAUACAUACAACUCGUACUUUCGUAGGGGUGUUCAAAUGUACCCGACCCGAUUGACUCGGUAUACAUACAACUAUACAAUAUCAGUAAUUUGUACCGUCCUCGUGACUGAUGAAAUGACUAGUACAAACUACAAUUCUACAGAAGGGUUUCCUGAUGGUUUUUGUGAUAUCACAAUAUUCAUUUGUAUAUAGGGUACUAUAUUUUUUCUUAUUUAGAGAUGAAGAAAAAAAAUAUAUAUUUAGUGUUAGGUGUUACCAAAACAAUUUUGAUCUCCCUUUCUUUUAGAAGCUUAGAUUUUCUAGUAUGGGAUGAGAAUACAUGUAAGUCUGUGAUUCAAGAAACCGAGGAUGCGCAUACCAAAAUAAGCAAUUAUGAUUUAAAGAUGGUUAAGAGGUCAAGAUCUCUCAAAGUCAUCAAGCAAGCCGGGGAACAAACCAAAGAUCAGUAGUGACAAAUGAAAUUUUUGAAAGACUUCAAUAAUGAGAAAUAUCAGCUGUUUUUCCCCUGCAUACGGAAGGAUGUGUGAUUCUGAAGGGCGUAAUGGAAGCAAAGGCAAGGAAUAUUGAGCAGAUUUCGAUUUUAACUGAUUCAGAAAAGAUCUGCAAGACUGCAACUUAGUUUAAGUCUAGAGCGUUGGGAUCGCAUGACAUCUCCUCAGUGCAAAAUGAUGUUAGAACAAUAUGAAGCUUUUUCUCCUUUUGCUCGCUGAUAAUUGUUAGCGGAGGAAAUAUAGUGUUAGUCCAUGAUCUUGCAGGAAAGGCUGAAGUGGUUAAUACUCUUUUUA